Molecule: messenger RNA, 671 nt
Organism: Eutrema salsugineum
Lineage: Eukaryota; Viridiplantae; Streptophyta; Magnoliopsida; Brassicales; Brassicaceae
Product: cyclin-dependent protein kinase inhibitor SMR1
Exons: 1
Coding region: 68-448 (126 amino acids)
Biological process (GO): regulation of DNA endoreduplication
Source: RefSeq, a predicted model, not a curated record
GUUUUCUACAUCCACAAAAAAAAAAAAAGAUUCCCCAAACAAACAAAAAACACACGGAAUUAUAGAUAUGGAUCUUGAGUUAUUACAAGAUCUGUCCAAAUUCAGUUUACCAGCAACUAUCAAGAUCCGAUCCAAGAACUCCAGAAACAGCAACGACGGCGAUGACGAAGAUGGCCUCAGCUGCAGCACACCCACAUCCCAAGAACACAAGAUUCCCUCCGUGGUCGAUUCUCCACCUCCUCCACCGCGAAAACCCCGGCCACCGCCGUCAAAACCGUCGGCUACGGCGGCUCUGAUGAUCAGAUCGUGCAAGAGGAAGCUUUUAGUGUCGACUUGUGAAAUUAUCAUGAAUCGGGACGAGAUUGACCGUUUCUUCUCCUCCGUAUAUAGUGACAUGUCGACGACGGCGAAACGGCGGAGAAGCUAUCCUUAUUCUGCACGUAGAUGAGCCUUUAGUUCAAGAUUUACAUUUUUACAGUUUUACUGGAGAUAUUGUGAAAUUAUAUAUAAAUAAAAAAUUAUUAAAUGUUUUAGAAUUUUUAUAUAUUUUGAUGAUGGAUGGAUAAUUUCCUGCAACGGCGUCUUAAUUUCGCAUGGAGUGGUGGACGUUGUAAAAAGAAAUUUAAUUCCAAUUGCCAAGAUUUCUAAUAAUAAUCGGGAUAUUUAUGUCA